Messenger RNA from Eutrema salsugineum, 2087 nucleotides. RefSeq lists its product as uncharacterized. The record is from RefSeq and is a predicted model, not a curated record. Lineage: Eukaryota; Viridiplantae; Streptophyta; Magnoliopsida; Brassicales; Brassicaceae. Bases 402 to 1730 code for a protein of 442 amino acids. The transcript has 3 exons.
UCUGGUCAGUCACAUUCUGAUUAAAAUAGAAAUGCUUUUCCUUCGUAAGGAUCAUCUUUUCAUGCCGAUUGCAUCAGUGCAGAUUUCCAUUUUUACUCUUCCCUUCUAAAAUUUCCCCUUUUUUUUUUCAAUCCUCUCCUCCUUCAUAAUUUCUUCCUUAAUCCCUCCUAUUCAAGUGGAAAAAAAAUGGGAGUAUUAACUUUGUCUUUCCCAAAUCUUUAAUCUUUUUCACCUUUUUUUCUUUUUCUUUUUCCUUUAACUUUUUCCCCCUGAGAAGUUCUGGAUCAUAUCAGUAAGCUGGAAGAAAUUGUGAACAAAACGGAGAAAACCCUUAUGAUUACGUCUUUGACCUGAAACCUUACUCAGAAUAACGCAGUGAUUUUCUGACGAACAGACUCCUAAUGGGCUCAGAGCAGCACAGAUUUCCACAGCAGCAACAGAGGAAACGGUGGGGAGGGUGUCUAGGAGUGUUCUCUUGUUUCAAGACUCAAAAAGGCGGAAAGCGUAUUGUACCUGCAUCUCGGAUUCCCGAAGGCGGCAAUGUCUCAGCUACACAACCUAAUGGAGCUCAUCAAGCUGGUGUCUUAACUAACCAAGCUACAGGAGGAAUCAAUUUAUCUCUUUUGGCUCCACCAUCCUCUCCCGCUUCCUUCACCAAUUCUGCUCUUCCUUCAACCGCUCAGUCACCAAACUGCUACUUAUCCCUCUCUGCAAACUCACCGGGAGGUCCUUCAUCGAGUAUGUAUGCCACUGGUCCAUAUGCUCAUGAAACCCAAUUGGUCUCACCUCCUGUUUUCUCUACAUUCACCACCGAGCCAUCGACUGCUCCUCUCACUCCUCCUCCAGAGCUUGCACAUCUCACUACUCCUUCUUCACCUGAUGUGCCUUACGCUCGUUUCUUGACUUCCUCAAUGGAUCUCAAGAACUCUGGUAAAGGUCAUUACAAUGCUCCAAAUGAUCUUCAGUCUACUUACUCUCUUUAUCCGGGAAGUCCAGCCAGCACUCUUAGAUCACCAAUCUCUCGGACUUCAGGAGACGGGUUAUUGUCGCCUCAAAAUGGUAAAUGCUCGAGGAGUGAUUCUGGCAACACAUUUGGUUAUGACACAAACGGAGUCUCGACACCUUUGCAGGAGUCAAACUUCUUCUGUCCUGCAACUUUUGCCAAGUUUUACCUGGAUCACGACCCUUCGGUUCCUCAAAACGGUGGAAGGUUAAGCGUGUCCAAGGAUUCAGACGUGUAUCCUGCAAGUGGAUAUGGAAACGGGAGCCAGAAUAGGCAGACGAGAAGUCCCAAGCAAGACAUGGAGGAGUUGGAAGCUUACAGGGCUUCCUUUGGGUUUAGUGCAGAUGAAAUCAUCACAACUAGUCAGUACGUAGAGAUCACUGAUGUGAUGGAUGAGUCUUUACUCACAUCGGCUUACUCGCCAAACGAUGGACAGAAGCUGCUUAGAAGAGAAGCGAAUUUGCUAAGUCAAACGACCUCUAAAUCAGAAGCUGAUCUUGAUUCACAAGUUGUAGACUUCCAUUCACCAAAGGCAUUAAAUGGUUACAAAGAUCACAGACCAAGAAACCGAAUCCACGCGGAUGAAGAGGCUCUAUUAUCAAGAGUUGGCUCUGUAAAAGGAAGCAGAAGCUAUCCUACUGGUUUCUCAAGCUCUGAUGCGGAGAUCGAAUACCGAAGAGGAAGAAGCUUAAGAGAAGGCAGAGGGAACAGACACAGGAUAGCCUGAUCAAGACCAACAAAGCCAGCUCUGUUCUAAGGUCUUCUAAGUUGCAAAGUGUUUGAUAUGAUCUUGUGAUGCUAACUCUUGAGAUAAGAAUCUAGUUUUUUAAGUAUAUAUAGAUAUAUAAAAUAUAUAUAUAUAUUACAGAUGGGUUUUUUUAGUUGAAUGAUGUUUAUAUUAUAAGCAAGCAAGGGUGAGAAAGUGAAUGCUCAUUUUAGUUGUCAUGGCUUUUUUUUGUAAGACCCCAUCUUUCAUCUAAUUGUAGCAAUCUGUUUGAUGUUUUCAGUGUCUUCCACUCGUUUUAAUGCAUUUGUUAAAGAUGUUAAAAAUUGUAACUUGUGAAUGUAAAUAUUAUCUUGUUUU